This is a messenger RNA of Hyla sarda, 2324 nucleotides long. It is a transcript of the gene SS18L1, whose product is annotated as SS18L1 subunit of BAF chromatin remodeling complex. Gene Ontology annotation, cellular component: nucleus. The transcript has 11 exons. Gene Ontology annotation, molecular function: transcription coactivator activity. Gene Ontology annotation, biological process: positive regulation of dendrite morphogenesis; positive regulation of transcription by RNA polymerase II. The coding region runs from base 64 to 1278 and encodes 404 amino acids. NCBI's taxonomy places the organism in Eukaryota, Metazoa, Chordata, Amphibia, Anura, Hylidae. The record is from RefSeq and is a predicted model, not a curated record.
UCUGUAAUAAUUUAUCCUGCUGUCACCCGGGAUCAGACACGCACAGGGGCACAGGGGGGAAUCAUGUCUGUGGCUUUUGCUUCAGCCAGACCAAGAGGAAAAGGAGAGGUCACCCAGCAAACUAUACAGAAGAUGCUGGAUGAGAACCACCACUUGAUCCAGUGUAUAAUGGAUUAUCAGAGCAAGGGGAAGACAGCAGAGUGCACACAAUAUCAGCAGAUCUUGCACAGAAAUCUGGUAUAUCUGGCAACCAUAGCUGAUUCUAAUCAGAAUAUGCAAUCUCUGCUUCCUGCGCCUCCAACACAGAGCAUUAAUCUGGGCCCCGGAGGAAUGAGCCAAACAGGCCCCAGCCAGAGCCUUCACACCCAGGGCAAUCUGAGUGAUGCGCUGGGUGCCACCUUGCCGCCCUCCUCCCUCAUGCAGAGCCAGAUCAGUAAUGGCCCCAACCAUGUCACCAUGCAGCAGUCUGGUCAGACCACUAUGCCCACCACUAGUAUGAGCAUGGCAGUCAGUUCUCAUGGCACAGCCCCCGGGUAUAGUCACACUGUGCCCAGCUCGCAGAAUAUGCCAAUGCAGAGUCAGAGCAGCAUAGGCAACUAUGUGUCAAGGGCCAACAUUAACAUGCCUACAAACCCAGUGUCUAUGAUGCAUCAGCAAGCCGCCAGCACCCAUUACACCACAGCACAAGGAGGAGGUCAGCAUUACCAAGGCCAGUCCUCAAUCUCAAUCAUGAGCCAGAGUAACCAAGGUAGCGGCAUGAUGGGUCAGAGGCCCCUGGGGCCCUACAGAUCAUCUCAACAAGGUUCUGCUCAGCAAUAUCUGGGUCAGGAGGAGUACUACAGCGAGCAAUACGCACACAGUCAGAGUUCCUCGGAGUCUAUGAGUCAGCAAUAUUACACAGAUGGACAUGGCGACUACUCAUACCAGCAGUCAUCGUACGGUGAGCAGAGCUAUGACCGGACGUUCGAUGACUCCUCCCAGCACUACUAUGAAGGAGGAAACACCCAGUACAGCCAGCAGCAGAGUGGAUAUCAACAAGGGACAGGUCAGCAACAGGCGUACACCCAGCAGCAGCAGUACACCAACCAACAGAACUAUCCCGGGCAGCAACAGCAGGGAUAUGUUCCAGCACAGGGCUCUUCCUCACAGUAUUCAACUUACCAGCAAGGCCAGAGCCAACCAUACUCAAGCUACCGGGCACCACAGAGCGCAUCGUCUGCCCAGCAACAGAGGCCCUAUGGCUACGAGCAGGGUCAGUACGGAAACUACCAGCAGUAAGGAUGUGUUGUGAGCAUGGUGCCUCUGCUGUAUGGUUGGGAGAACUUUGGAUGAUACCUGACUCUUGCCACAAUGGAUUCUGAGAUUUCCAAGAUGAAGGCUUCAAAACUUCCCAAGGAAAGAAUAAGAAGUCAAGAAAGAAGUUUUGUGACAACCCAGCCCCUAUGUUAUUAGACCCAGCACGCAGUAUGGUUUCUAAUGGAUCAGACUGAGUCAGAACAGCCGGAGUCCAGCCCUCUGUGACCCUGCAGAUCAGCAGAGUGAAGGGCCACCGACAGUGGUUAAUCCAUUCAGAUGUCUUAACUGGUACUGCAGCUCAGUUUCAUUCAAGCGAAUUGGACUAUGCUGCAGUACCAGGCAUGACGCUGUGUCUUUGUUAGCAACAAAGAAGAUUCUGCACUCGAUGGAGCAUUUUAGCUCAUGAUGCCAUCAAUGUUUAGGCUCCAGGAAACCGCUUAAAGUCACAAAGUCCACAUUUGUCAUAGAGGUCUAGAAAGCUGUGCUAUAUAUGCAGCUGUUUCAAGGAGCCAUCAUAUUGUAAAGGCCCCUCCAAGCUACAGUUUGGUGGAGGUCCUUUAGGUCUGUUUACCUCUAAUAUAAUUAGAAAUUCAGAAAGCUGAGAUACAUGGAGGUGGUUUCUGUCAAUCUGCUGUAAUUUGUUCUGUGUUGCUGUCCCUUUAUUUUGCUGCUUGUUGAGUAUCCUGAGGGUCAGACCCCCACUUAUCAAACAUCAACAGGCCAUUAAUGUUUAGAUACCAUUAAACCUAACAAGGUCCAGGAAGAUGAGAUAUAUGAAGCUAUUUUUUUACGGCCCUUAUACUGUUGAUGUGAUUAGGGGGGAAUAAUAUUCUGUCACCGAAGUAUUUCUUACCCUUUCUAUAAAGUAGACAGACCUUGAAGGGGUACUCCGAUGCUAGACAUCUUAUCCCCUAUCCAAAGGAUAGGAGAUGUCUUAUUGCAGGGUCCCGCUGCUUGGGCCCCCAGCGAUCUCCAGCAACACCCAGCAUUCUAAACAAAUGCCGGGUUCCUGUGGCAGUGGUUGUGAC